AUGGAUGUACUUCGGAGGAGAGUUGUUCAAGAGGACGCUGUCCAGUACAAACUCUUCUUGACCGAGCCGGUCAGUUCCACGGACAUCGAAGAUCACCUCUCUUGUCUCGUGGAGGAAAUUCUUGCAAAAAUAGCGCCUCUUUCCAUGCAGUACAUUUGGCAGAAACAGCCAUUCAACAUCAAAUAUUAUCCAGAAAAAGGGGGAGUUCCGGCUCAUAUUGGUGGCAGCACCCAGUUUGGUGACAAUGUGGAGGAUGAGUGGUUUAUUGUUUACCUUCUAAAGCAUAUUACUGAGGCUUUUCCAGGGCUUGUUGCAAGAGUUGAGGACAAUGAUGGUGAAUUCCUUCUAAUUGAAGUAGCAGAUCAUCUCCCCAAAUGGCUGAAUCCAGACACCAGUGAGAACAGGGUGUUCAUCUACCGUGGCGUUUUGCAUCUCCUGCCCUGUCCUUCACGAUCCAAUCCCACAGGAAUCCCGAAGGAUGUGGUACCGAGCAUUCAACAGGCUAUAACGCUACUCUCCUCCCAGCCGGGAGCAUGCCGGGCAAGCUCCAAGAUUACCUCGGCCCUGGAUAAAAUGCUGGAUGGGUAUCUGGAGAAGAUUGGAGCCAGUCUCCACCAUGCCCACUGCUUCAUACCAGCAGGGGUGGCAAUGGUUUUAGCGCAGCGGCCCGACCUGGUGGCACCUGCCGUGUCAGCCUUUUACCUGCGUGACCCCAUAGACCUUCAGGCGUGCCGAGAUUUCAAGAACUUCCCUCCUGACACGCGGGUCUUAACCUCUGUGACAUUCACUCGGUGCUUGUACGCUCAGCUGCAGCAGCAGCAGUUCAUCCCAGACAAAAGGAGCGGCUUCACCAUGCCUCUACGCUCGGACCCACGGUACAAAUCGCACGAGCUUGGCAUGAAGCUGGCUCAUGGUUUCGAGAUCCUGUGUUCCAAAUGUAAAAUGCCCUCGUCAGAAGAUGACUCUUUGGUCAGUUGUAACCCUCAGUGGAAACGGUUCUUGCAAAGUCUGAAGAGCAACGGUUACUUUAGGGAAGAGAUUGAGGGAUCGGCACAUUACAGAGAGCUGAUGACUUCAGCAGAAAACUUUUUCAAACAGUCGGUCGCCUCAACAAUCAGUGACGUGCCUCCCGGGGAGGAGGUUCUCCAACUGCUGAGCUCCUGUGGGCCCAUUAAUAUGGAUGAGCUGAGGAAACAAGAGGCACAGCUCCCCCAAGAGGACAAUGACAACUGGCUUGACAUCACCGCUCAGGAUCUGGAGCGCAUGCUUGAGGAAAGAUCCGGAUCAGCUCCAGACAUUAUAACUAUCAAACACCCUCAGACCGUCAGGCCUGCGGAGGAAGCUGCUGGGUGUACGUUGACGGAGGAUAGCGAGAAAGUAGAGGAAGCUGCUUGCAGUCUUGCGGGGGUCAGUGAGAAAAUGAAGGAGUUCCUCAAUACCAAGUCAUCCUACAUGGGGGCAGAGUUGCCGUGGAACUGUUCAAGCAAUAAUCCUUUCACCUAUGAUACAGCAACACUUAUAAGUGAACUGGAACGAAUAUUAGACACAAAUGAGGAAGAUUCACUCGAUUCAGAUGAUAUUUGUGAAGAUGAGUGGGAAGAGGUUGGGGAUGACGAUGAUGAUGAGAUAGAAGAGGAAUCUUCUGCUCACAUGAAGAUGAAUGGGAUGGAGGCUUUGGACACUCUGAAAGGAUACAUGGACCAGAUGGACCAGGAGCUGACGAACACAAAUAUCGGACAGAGCUUCAAUCAGAUGACAUCGUCAUCCGUCUGUCCACCGGGCAAAGAGGGCUCACCGAGCCCAGCCACAGCAGCCGGGGAUGCGGACCAGAUUCAGCCUCUUGACGUCGACCUCAACCUGGUCACCAAUCUAUUGGAGUCUCUCAGUUCCCAAGAAGGCCUGGCUGGACCUGCCUCCAAUUUGUUGCAGAGUAUAGGAAUACACCUCCCUCUAAACUCGGAUCGCUCCUAG
Molecule: messenger RNA, 1971 nt
Organism: Nerophis lumbriciformis (worm pipefish)
Lineage: Eukaryota; Metazoa; Chordata; Actinopteri; Syngnathiformes; Syngnathidae
Source: RefSeq, a predicted model, not a curated record